AUGUUGCUCGAAACUGUUCCUUCGGACAAGACAAUCCUCGGUCUUUCGGCACUGAGCGGCGUCUUGUUCCAUCAUGUAUAUGCCCGGAGGGUGGAAGUCGACUUUCUGGCCUUGCAGCUUGUCGGCGUAGCCAUCGCGUCAUGUCUUCUCUUGACAUGGUGGUUUGUCAAUACCUGGAAUCUGCCGCUUCUUGUCGCCCUUUCAAAGUUGGGGCUUUCUGUCUCGGCGUUCUUGGUCAGUCUUGCCAGCUCGAUACUUGUCUAUCGUGGAUUCUUCCACCGUUUGCGAAAUGUCCCUGGACCCUUUGCCGCUCGUUUCAGCGCAUUCUGGACAGUGAAACAAAGUUCUGGAGAGUACAAGUUCCAUAGGAAACUGAACACUUGGCAUAGUGAGCAUGGUGAUGUUGUCCGCAUUGGACCACGCAUGAUUACGGUCAACCGUGCCGAUGCAGUGACACCGCUCAUGGCCCUGGGAAAGGGUGUGUGGUGGUCACACCAGGGCAAUGACCACAGCAAGCUCAGCUUCUCCCUUUCGCGACUGUCAGACGACCACAAGCAGCGGAGACGACCUUGGGAGCAAGCAUUCAGCACCCCAACCAUGGACAAGUUUGAUGCUGAUAUACAGGAAAUCAUUGGCGAUUUUCUGCAAAAGUUGAAAGAACAAGGUACCCUCGACGUUCCUGCAGUAAUGGGGAGGCUCUCAUUUGACAUCAUGGCGCUUGUUGGCUUUGGAAACAAGUACGGAACCAUGGUCUCGGGUGUAUCUCACCCUGCUCUCGUCGCCAUGAGGAAAGCGCACUAUGCUUGGGCAGGUCUGCGGUGGGUGCCUUGGCUCAUGGGUCUACUCAGUGCUCUCCCAGGUGGUGGCAGUGACUUUGUCCCCUUUUUGGCUCUGUGCGCCGAAGUGGUCCGUGAGCGACAAAUUCAGCACAAGGCCGAUCGUGAGUCGGGCAAAAAGGAUUCGGAAACUCGCAAAGACGUCAUGUCCCACUUGCUGGACGCCAUGGAGGAAGGUGGACCCUCGGCGCCGCCGACUCAGGAGGCGAUGGACUCGGACAGCAGGGUCAUGAUUGCUGCCGGUGCCGACACUACACAGAGUGUGCUGGCAAACGCCAUCUGGUUCAUGACUGCGACGCCGUCUGCUCUUGUCAAAUUACAGCAGCUCCUAGAUAAGCUCUUCCCCGAUGGUCCAGAAUCCUUCAGUUAUGCGACCCUUAUUGGCAACAAAGAGACAAUCGAGUGGGUCGACGCCAUCAUCAAUGAAACGCUACGCGUACGCCCAGCAGGAAUAAGUGGCAACCCUCGUACGACGGGCCCCGAAGGUUUGAUUAUCCCAGAAUCCAAAUUUGGUCCGCAAAUCUGGAUUCCCGGAGACGUAGACGUGUUGGCUCCCACAUGGGUGCUUCACCGUGAUGAGCGCUUCUUUGAGCGGGCGGAAGAGUUCAUUCCAGAGAGAUGGAGCGCCGAUUCGAAAUUAAAAUGCGAAAAAGAGGCCUUUUUCCCUUUCAAUAUUGGCAAGCAUGCCUGCGUUGGCAAACCACUUGCCAUGCGCGAGGUGAGAAGCGUGGUUGCAAGAGUCGCUCUCGGCUUCGAUUUGAAGUUUCCACCCAACACAGACUGGCAUUCGUACGAAGCAACAAUCAUGGAUGCAUUUACCAUGGCCUUGCCCUCAUUCGAUGUAGUAUUCAACGAGAGGGUGAAAUGA
Molecule: messenger RNA, 1704 nt
Organism: Pestalotiopsis fici W106-1
Lineage: Eukaryota; Fungi; Ascomycota; Sordariomycetes; Amphisphaeriales; Sporocadaceae
Exons: 3
Coding region: 1-1704 (567 amino acids)
Molecular function (GO): monooxygenase activity; iron ion binding; heme binding
Source: RefSeq, a predicted model, not a curated record